GAGGACUGGGAAGCCCAAGCUGAGCCGCCGGUGUCCGCGUGGGGAGGCGCCAACAGCACCGAGAACCUGAAGUCCCGCCCCGAAGGUGAGGCCCCACCCACUCCGCUCGGGUCGCGCGUCCGUUUCCAGCGUAUGCAGGCGCCCUCGGACCGCCAUUACGCUGCACCGCGGUGUGGGUCGAGAGAUAAGAAGUCUGCGGGUCCGGAGGAAAGGCUAAGUGCAAUAUCUCGACGACAGCGGCCUACGGCUGCAGAAGCCGCACCUAUAGGGCGAGGGAUUCGCUUCUACCUGGCUGACGGCGCACCCUUCUGGAGCCAUGGUCCAUGCCUUCCUCAUCCACACCCUGAGGUCUCCAAAUGUGGAGGAUCCAGGCCUUUGCCGAGUGCUCUAUUCCUGCAUCUUUGGUGCUGAUAAGUCAUCAGGUGAUCCAAGGCCACAUGGUGCAGAGAGGGACAGGCUCCUCCGAAAGGAACAGAUUUUGGCUGUGGCCAGGCAGGUGGAGUCCAUGUGCCAGCUGCAGCAGCAGGCGUCUGGCCGGCCCCUUACAGACCUGCAGCUGCAGUCUUCAGAUGAGCCUGUGUCCCUGCAUGAGGCCCCCAAUGGGGCCUUCCGCCUGGCCCCUGGGGACCCGUUCCAGGAGUCUCAAACGGUGGUAUGGCUGGGGGUGCUCUCACUAGGCUUCGCCUUGGUACUAGAUUCCCAUGAGAACCUGCUGCUGGCUGAGAGCACUCUCCGACUACUGGCCCGCCUUCUCAUUGACCACCUUCGGCUGCUGGCCCCUGGCACCAGCAUCCUGCUGCGGUCUGACCGCAUUGAGGGCAUCCUCACCCGCUUUCUGCCCCAUGGCCAGCUGCUCUUCCUAAAUGACCAGUUCGUUCAGGGUCUGGAGAAGGAAUUCAUUGCUGCCUGGCCCCGCUGACCUCUUGCUGGGACAGAAUUUCCCUGAGAAGGCCAGGAGGAAUGGCAGAGGUUGCCCAACAGGCUCUGCCUCCUCCUCCUCUUCCCUGCUCCCUGCUCUCUACUCUGAUGACCUGUUGCACCCAGGACAAAUAGAGGCUAGCUGGCAGAAAGGGGGCUGGGUAGCGAGUGGAGGAGGGGCAGUGUCUGUUUUCUGGCCAGUGUUC
Messenger RNA from Perognathus longimembris pacificus (Pacific pocket mouse), 1124 nucleotides. It is a transcript of the gene Ap5s1, whose product is annotated as adaptor related protein complex 5 subunit sigma 1. Gene Ontology annotation, biological process: double-strand break repair via homologous recombination; endosomal transport. Gene Ontology annotation, cellular component: AP-type membrane coat adaptor complex; cytosol; lysosome. The transcript has 3 exons. The record is from RefSeq and is a predicted model, not a curated record. Lineage: Eukaryota; Metazoa; Chordata; Mammalia; Rodentia; Heteromyidae. Bases 317 to 919 code for a protein of 200 amino acids.